Messenger RNA from Melampsora larici-populina 98AG31, 2061 nucleotides. RefSeq lists its product as uncharacterized. Lineage: Eukaryota; Fungi; Basidiomycota; Pucciniomycetes; Pucciniales; Melampsoraceae. The record is from RefSeq and is a predicted model, not a curated record. Bases 1 to 2061 code for a protein of 686 amino acids. The transcript has 4 exons.
AUGACAUCUUCCAGAUCAAUCUCACUUCACGAGUCAGCACUUUCUCCUCAAGAAUUUGAAACCUAUCGAGACUUCAUAACCAAAUUUGAUCAAUUCUCGCUUCCACGUGGUGGUCAGGUUCGAUUUGCAGAGGCUGCUGAAUUCUUGAGGAGAUGGUUUCCAUUCGAGACAGAAAAGGAAGAUGAGAUUCGAAGCUUCUUUCCUCAAAAACUACAACUCGGUCAAAUGGACCAGGGAUGCGUACUGGCCCUUCUCAGACUUCUCUCACAUCUACAAAAUCGAUCUUCGCUGUCAGAGCCUGUCAGAGGUUCAAGUCUUUACCGCGAUUUGAUCUUCAUUCAAACGAAACCUCUACAAGCACUCUCGAACUCGAAUGAACCCUCAGCAUCUGUUUCGCCCUUGUCGCGCGCUAAUUCACAUAGCUCUAACCCAUUCCGAUCAGCAGAUGCUUCUCAACAGGCCAACUUUCUUGAAGAACCAUUGGUUUGUUCGCCUCCCAUCCUGUCAGCACGACAUCGAAGCUUUGGGUCAUUCGAACCUCCUCGCCCCACUUCUCCCCCCAAGCGUCCAAACAAGAUGGUGCAGUCACUUUCGGCUGAAAGUAUCAACACUUCUACCUCUAUCCAGGGCAAUGCUCAAUUGGAACCUUCUAUCAAACUCUCGGCCAAUCCUUUCAAGCAAACAUCCCUCUCAAAUACCUCCCGCAGCAUAUCAAACACUCAUGGUCCGCCUUCCAGUUCUCAGGAUUUGGUUUCGCCUCCUGUCCCGCCUCGCCCCUCGGCUUCCUUGCCUGUCAGGUCUAGCAGUCGAAUCGCACCUCGUAGUGACGAGGAUCAGAUCAUAACAUCACAAUCUCAUCAUACCCCGCCUUUGCCUCCACCCAAACAUCAUACACAGCACCAUCAAGCUAAACUUGUCGACAAUUCUAUUGAGGAAAACUCACGCCCCGCAUCUCCGUCAAAAUGUUCACCUGCCCAAUUUCCUAAGCUUAGGAUCAACAGCCGGGUUGGCCAAUCAAAUGCAGCUGUACCCAUAAGCAAAUGCUUUUCUUUGCCAUCAGAGACCGCGAACCCCACACGCAAGACUAUCUCUGGCGAAACUUCGCACAGACCCACAAGUGGUCGUCCAGGAGGAUCAUCAGCUGGCGCGGAUAAUUCAGUGUCUCCUUUUCCCAGUAGAUCAUCGGGUCCCCCACCGGUACCAUCAUCAUCGACAAAAGUGAGGAAGCCUUCAUCAGCACGUCAAAGGGAACCAUCGACACAAACCUUCGAGGGUGGUAUCCAACCUGGUUCAAUGAAAGAAUCCGAUUUACCGCCACCCUUGGCACACAAAUCAUCUUUGUUACGUUCUCAAACCCUGAACCAUCAUCAAAAGUCUGCCCCACCACUUCCGCCACCUCGUAAGCGACCCGAGAGUCUACAGAUUCACAAUCCUCACUCUGUUCCACUUGAUCAGCUCGCAAGCUUGACCACACCUGGCAAGUCGCUUGAAGCCCCGAGAGGCACGCUUCGGUCUCUUCCGUCUCGUCCAGGUGAUAGCGGCUCAAAAUUACUCGACGUUCCUGUUAAAACUCAAAAGAUGCGAACUGUAUCUCACGAUCUCAGUCACAAUCUACCUUCUGACUCUCCGCCAGAAUUGGAUGAUGAGUCAGCCGAAGCAGCAAACCACCGACGUCGAUCUAUCUCACUUCAUGGGAGACGGGGAGCUGUACCACCAACGUCAGCUGGAGCUCCCACUAACCGGACCACGAUUAGUCAUCACCUCAAAUAUAUAAAAGGUAUCGAGCUCUUGAAAGCAGAUGGACGUGAACUAGUAAAGGAUGUCAAAGAAGGAUGGGAGAGCCGACAUGGGAGGAGAGAAGAAAGAGUAGGAUUGAUGGACAAAGGAGGCGAUGGUCGUGGAUCACAUUUGCCUCGAGUUGUCAAUAAGAAUUGGCUAAACGAUCAUCAUCAAAAAAAUCAUUGGAGCGGUAGUAGUAUAGAUUUAGAUGAAGCAGAUCAUCUUACUUCUCAUCUUGAUGAAACCUCAAAUCCCGAAGAAGGCUGGUCUCGUCUUGAUUAA